Molecule: messenger RNA, 2443 nt
Organism: Paramuricea clavata
Lineage: Eukaryota; Metazoa; Cnidaria; Anthozoa; Malacalcyonacea; Plexauridae
Source: the annotation of a GenBank genome assembly
AUGCGCAUAGCGCAGAAAAUAUCCAAGAUGGCGGACGAUGACAAACUAGACAGUCACAAACAUCGAAGAAAGAAAGCUGGUACGCCUGAAUGGAGUGAAACCUGCAUUGGUUUUUGGAGCAAAACAUAUAAAGAAAUACCUGGCAAAGAAAAUGAAGAACAGAGAAGAUGCAGGGGGAUUAGUAUACUACAUUUAAAUAAGGUAUAUAACGUAUAUUGUAUGAACGUUUGAGAGUAAAAAGUAAAAAAUAAAGAUGUAGUAAAAAAUAAAGAACUAGGAGUAGUGUUAAGAAUACAUUUCUUUAUUCCUAGUUUGCCAGUGCUAACAAGGCCAAAAGUAUUCCAACCACUGGAAUUGAGAUUGUUAUACGAGAAGGAGGUCAGUUGUUAAUUAAGUAUUCUUGCUGUAAUACAUUUAUAUAAAGUUGAGGAAGAAGCUCUUAAUUUAUACUUCCCAGUUCCCACCACCCUGGGAUAGUUUUGUUUCGUGGUUGUUUUAUAUAUGUAUAUUGUUCUUAUAUGGCAGACAAAGUAUCUGCAACACGUAACCUUCAUCCUUUCCUUGGCAUCUUCGUAGAUGAAAAAAUUGUAGACAAAAAGAUGAAAGACAUGGAAAGGUAUACACAUAUAAAUACUCUAUACAAAAUAACAGUAACUCUAAAUAACAUUUUGAUUUUUAAUCGACGUUUCUACUAGUUAGUCAUCCUCACUAGUAGAAACGUCGAUUAAAAAUCAAAAUGUUAUUCGGAGGUACUGUUAUUUAAUUUGUAUUUUCUUAAAAUACUGAGUGGUUCCCCGUUAAAUAAUACUCUAUAUUUCUACAGUAAGAUUUCAGGUUGACAGGGUAGCAGAUGUUUGUCAACUUUAAAAAAUAUCAACACUGAUAAGAGAACCACAAAAGUUAAACUGCAUUCUUCAAUUAGCCUUUAUCUCACAUUGGAGUUAUUUAUUUGUCACUUUUGAAGUACUAUUAAGUCUGAGCCUGAGUGUACUCACUGCAAAAUCCAACUGUUUAUCAGUGCUGUAGUUAGGUGUAUAAUAGUAAAUUUGCAGUUAGAACUUUGUUAGAUCAAAACUGUCUAGAUUCUCGAUCUGAUUUGGGAGACCGUAGUGCAAUACGCAUAUAUGGUUACAUAUAUGAGAAUAGUUCAUUCUAUUGUAGAAUAAUAUUGAGAAUAGUUCAUUCUAGUGAUUGACCGAUUGUGCAACAAUCAGAAAUUGCUGAUUAUUCAUGCCACAAUCUGCCAGAUACCGAUUUUAUAAUGAUAUCAUAAUAUCAGUUGAGCAAGUAAAGGUGACAUCAUUCAUGACGAUUCUUAACAAUAUUUUCCAAUGUAACAUUUUGUGUACUACAACCAAAGAUUGUUAAAACCGUUAAUAAAUUUGUGCUUCACUGCAUUGAAACGCAACAUGUAAAGUGUGUAUUUUCUCAACAAUUGGUUUUAGACAAUCUGAAAUAUAGAUAAUUCUGCCAAUUCCCAUUGUCUACCGAUAAGGCAAACAUUGGCCUGAUACCGAUUGUCGGACAAUCUUUACUAUUUGCCACCAAAUGGAAUAAAUAACAUUGUUCUCACUUUGAUAACUGCUGGUUAAUGACAGAAAUACUACCUGAAAUUAUUGCCAUAUGUGGGACUACUUUGAUUAUUAUUCAUAGCACUCAAGAUGGAAAAGUCGAUGGAGACAAACUGAAAGAUCAAUCUGAUGAGAUAACUCCUAAAAUUAUUGAGCAAGUUGUAGAAAAUUGGGGCAAGAGAUGCCAUAAUAUUGGCAAUAGAUUGGUAAAAUACUACCAUGACCCAAGCUCAAGUACAGGUGAAUAUUGCACACAUAUUGAGUGAUCACAUCUAUUGUCUGCUCAGUACUGUCACAGUCGUGUCAUUCCCGUAAAGAACUUAUCAAAAUCAGUAAAAUUGCAAAAUUUGGUUACGAAAUGUUGUAAAAUACAGAAAUAUAGCCUCGCGAAGUUUGCAUAUUUUCAGUAUUUUGAACCAAAAAUGGUAACAAUUUCCGCACGUAAUACAAAUAUACUGAAAAUAUGCAAAAUUCGCAAGGCUACAUUUUCUGUAUUUUACAACAUUUCGCAACCAAAUUUUGAAAUUUUACUAAUUUCAUUACGUUCUUUUUAACUGUUGUGUUUGAUUCCCUUCUCUUCACUUAGAUUAAAAUUUAGUCUAACAUGCAAGUUGUCCAUUUCUGUCUUUUAUUAGAAAUUUUGACAGAUGUUAAAAAAGGUGUAUCAAGUGGAUAUGAGACUACACUUCGUAUUUUAUCAUAUUGUCAGCCUCAGGAAAAGGCCAAGCAGGUACGUACAGUAACAGUAAUCAAGAAUAUAUUUAAUUAAUUUAAUAUUGCUUUGGCUUAUAUUGUUUAAAAUUCUUGAUUUUCAGAUAUCUAAUUUUAUAAGUGAGCGUUUGAAAAAUGCUUCAAAAUGGUGGAAAGAGUGA